ACUAGUUGUGUAUGGCGUUAUAGAAGCUAUGGAGUGGGCCUAGAAUCCUUAAUAUUGUAUAAAUAAAGGAUACUACGGCAAAAGUUCUUUCAAGCCUCUACAUUUAUAUCAAAUUUUAUUUAAUGCUGUGCAUUGACUGACGAUUUAACAAGUUGACAAUGAUGAAAUCAAAGGAGAAGCAUGAAGAACCAGAAGAAUGUAUUGGUUUGGUUGAUAAUAUUCGCCCUAUCAUUGUAAUUCAAGGCAGUAAAGAAUCUGAUUUCAUGCAACAAAACGAUGAAGAGGAUGACCUGGAGCCGGAAAAAAUUGUUUUGGGAGUGGAGGGGAUGACUUGCACGAGUUGUGUCAACAGCAUUGAAGGCAACUUAAAAACACAACCAGGGAUAAUAUCUAUCAAGGUCAGUUUAGAAAAUAAAAACGCAACAGUUGUUUACGACCCUGAGGGAACCAAUCCUGAGCAAAUACGUGAUGCAAUUGACGACAUGGGGUUUGAAGCAUCCCUUCCAGAAGCACAAAAAACUGUGGUGAUUGGGAUUGAAGGGAUGACCUGUCAGUCUUGCGUGAACAACAUCGAGUCCAACCUAAGCCAAAGAGCUGGAGUCAUCUCGAUCUCCGUAAAUCUAGAGAAGAAGAAUGGGACUAUAGUUUACGAUCCCAGUAUUGUGGGCGUAAACGAGCUAUUAGAAGCUAUUGAAGACUCUGGGUUCGAGGCGUCUCUGCCCAGUGAAGAUAGUCAAUUACAGAGCUGUGUUAUAAAAGUAGAAGAUAUUUUGAUAGAAACCAAAGAUUUAGAGAGUAUCAUAUACGCAAUAGAAGGAGUUGAAUUUCUUGACAUUAAUUUAAAAGGGAAAGAAUUAGAGGUAAAAUACAAAAGUACAAAGACUGAUCCAAAAUCAAUUGCACAAAAAGUGGAAGAAGCAGGGUUUAAAGCUACAGUUUUUACUGUUAAUGGUCGUCCACCAUCCCCGGGUAAAAAACAGAAAAAUGAUGAGAAAAAAGAUGCCAAAGUUACCAUAUUCAGUGACGGAGAUCUGAAGAAGUGUUCUCUGCACAUAUCAGGGAUGACUUGUGCAUCCUGUGUGGCAGCCAUUGAGAAACAUUGCUACAAGAAAGUUGCGGGAGUGGAAAGUAUUCUGGUGGCCCUACUGGCAGCCAAAGCAGAUGUGAAGUAUGAUGCCAACUUGGUAAAGCCAGAACAGAUUGCUGCCUCCAUCUCUGAUCUUGGAUUCCCAACGACUGUCCUUGACGAUGAAGGUUUGGGUGUUGGAUCUGCCGAACUUAAGAUUGGAGGGAUGACUUGUGCAUCUUGUGUGAGCAAGAUCGAAACCAACAUAAAGAAAAUCAAAGGAGUGUUAACUGCGGUUGUUUCGCUGACAACACAGAGAGGAAAGUUCACUUACGACCCAGAGUUAACAGGUCCAAGAGACAUCUGUGAGGGUAUCCAGAAACUAGGCUUCACAGCGGAACUACUUACAAACAGAGAGAGAGAAGCCAGAGGCUAUCUGGACCACAGAGCUGAUAUAAACAAAUGGAGAAACUCGUUCCUCUUCUCCCUAAUGUUUGGGGUGACAAGUAUGAUUACCAUGACGUACUACAUGUACAAGAUGCAUGCUGAACACCUAUCACACAAGGAUAUGUGUUGUGUUGUCCCUGGCUUGUCUAUGGAAAACCUCAUCCUGUGGAUACUCUCCACUCCAGUCCAGUUCAUCGGUGGUUACCAAUUUCACGUGCAGGCUUAUCGAGCUCUACGCCAUCAUACGACCAACAUGGACGUCCUGAUCUCCAUGGCUACCAAUAUUUCCUAUAUCUACUCAGUAGCUGUCCUUGCCAUUGCGAUGUUUCUAAAACAGUCCACAAGUCCCCAGACGUUCUUUGACACUCCUCCAAUGCUGUUUGUGUUUAUUUCUCUUGGUCGUUGGCUGGAACAUAUAGCUAAGGGGAAGACUUCGGAAGCCCUGUCAAAGCUGUUGUCACUAAAAGCAACUGAUGCAGUCCUUGUUACUGUGGGAGAAGACUUUAACAUUUUAUCAGAGAAGAUUAUUGCUGUUGAAAUGGUUCAGCGAGGAGACAUACUUAAGGUAGUACCAGGUGCAAAGGUUCCUGUUGAUGGUAAAGUUAUCUUCGGAAAUUCAACAUGUGAUGAAUCCCUUAUUACAGGAGAAUCUAUGCCUGUUGUCAAGAAGAGAGGGAGUGCUGUGAUUGGUGGAUCCAUCAACCAGAAUGGCCUACUCCUGAUGAUCACCACUCACACAGGAGAAUCCAUGACUCUUGCACAGAUAGUAAAACUAGUGGAAGAAGCUCAGACAUCCAAAGCUCCUAUACAAAAGAUAGCUGACAAAAUCGCUGGAUAUUUUGUGCCAACUGUCAUUUCCUUAUCAGCUCUAACUGUUAUUGUUUGGGCUAUUAUUGGUCAUUAUAGGUUCAACUGGCUACCCCUUACGCCAAUGGAUACUGAGGGAUUGAACACAGAAGAGAUCAUCUAUCAGUAUGCAUUCCGUUGUGGAAUCAGUGUUCUGGCUAUAGCCUGUCCCUGUGCCCUAGGAUUGGCUACACCCACAGCCAUCAUGGUGGGAACUGGAGUUGGUGCUACCAACGGAAUUCUGAUCAAAGGGGCCGAACCUCUGGAGAACUCUCACAAGGUAACAUAA
Macrosteles quadrilineatus (aster leafhopper) is the source of this 2648-nucleotide messenger RNA. Its product is annotated as copper-transporting ATPase 2-like. Gene Ontology annotation, molecular function: copper ion binding; P-type divalent copper transporter activity. The record is from RefSeq and is a predicted model, not a curated record. Gene Ontology annotation, biological process: copper ion homeostasis. Gene Ontology annotation, cellular component: membrane. The transcript is spliced from 15 exons. The coding region runs from base 159 to 2648 and encodes 829 amino acids. NCBI's taxonomy places the organism in Eukaryota, Metazoa, Arthropoda, Insecta, Hemiptera, Cicadellidae.